AAAGUGCAAACGAAAGUGCUUGUGAUGAGCAAAGGCGACUAAAAAGUGUCGAUAAGCCAAUAUUCUGCAGAAAUUAGCCAGAAUCUUCAGGUAUCUACAAAAUAUAAUAAAAAUCACCGUCGCAUGUGAGGGUACUAUGUGGUGGUGCUGUUCUUCUUCCGCUAGUUCAGGACCGAUGGCUGCUAUACGCAAAAAAUUAGUUAUCGUCGGUGACGGUGCCUGUGGUAAAACAUGUCUUCUCAUAGUGUUCAGUAAGGAUCAGUUUCCGGAAGUAUACGUGCCGACAGUGUUUGAGAAUUACGUCGCCGAUAUAGAGGUUGAUGGCAAACAAGUAGAGCUCGCUUUAUGGGAUACGGCUGGACAAGAGGAUUACGACCGGCUACGGCCGCUGUCAUAUCCGGACACCGACGUUAUUCUAAUGUGCUUCUCGGUGGACUCGCCAGACUCGCUCGAGAACAUACCUGAGAAGUGGACUCCUGAGGUGAAACACUUCUGCCCUAAUGUGCCCAUAAUUCUAGUGGGCAACAAAAAAGAUUUGCGCAAUGACCCGGCUACCAUCAGUGAACUACGUAAAAUGAAGCAAGAGCCGGUAAAGCCCCAAGAAGGGCGCGCUAUGGCUGAAAAAAUAAACGCGUUUGCAUAUCUGGAGUGCUCUGCUAAGAGCAAGGAGGGAGUACGCGAGGUAUUUGAAACGGCGACUCGUGCCGCGUUACAGGUCAAGAAGAAGAAGAAGACUAGGUGUUCUCUGCUGUAAUUGUGCUUGUGGCGUAUAAAGAAUAAGCGUAAAUGCCUUAAACAAUUGUAGUCGGGGGAGUUCAGGCCCCGCCUUGGUGGCCCUCAGGAAUUUUGUGCUAUCAAGUUAUAUAAUUGAGUAGCGUCUUUAUCUAUAGGUGUAUUCCUCGACCGGUGUUAUCACCGAGACUUGUUAAGUUCGGUAUUUUGUAUUUUAAUUUUUCAAUAAAAUAGUGAUGUAUAAAUUGUGUAGGAUGUUUAUUUGACUAUGGAGCGUGAGCCCCAUCUAUUAGCCAAGUGCCUGUCAAGUAGACACGGCCUGGGAAGCCUGCGACACCUGGCUUCCCGGAGCUUGAUCACCAGCUCAUGGUUCCGUAGGACAUGAUUUUUUUAAAGUAAUUGUGUGAAAUUUUAACUUUCCAUAUUGCAUGAUUAUAAUUUAUUAGUAAUAAAGGAACCCCAUGUUUUAAUAAUUCUUUA
This is a messenger RNA of Amyelois transitella, 1212 nucleotides long. It is a transcript of the gene Rho1, whose product is annotated as ras-like GTP-binding protein Rho1. The coding region runs from base 137 to 754 and encodes 205 amino acids. The transcript is spliced from 2 exons. Gene Ontology annotation, biological process: small GTPase-mediated signal transduction; cell migration. Gene Ontology annotation, molecular function: GTP binding; GTPase activity. The record is from RefSeq and is a predicted model, not a curated record. Lineage: Eukaryota; Metazoa; Arthropoda; Insecta; Lepidoptera; Pyralidae.